Molecule: messenger RNA, 1845 nt
Organism: Thyridium curvatum
Lineage: Eukaryota; Fungi; Ascomycota; Sordariomycetes; Thyridiales; Thyridiaceae
Exons: 4
Coding region: 1-1845 (614 amino acids)
Molecular function (GO): acid phosphatase activity
Source: RefSeq, a predicted model, not a curated record
AUGGCCAUUGCAGGGCCGUCCGGCCCCAAGAACCGGGGCCAGGAGUACCAUCUGGUGGGGACCGACGAGACCGCCGGCGACUCGGCCGACACCACAAACGAAGAACACCCCGUCACUAGGCCACCGCCCCCGGAGACUGUACGGCAUGUCGGGCCCGGUGCCGGCCAUCUCUUCUCCUCGCGCGGCUUCCGAGCCUUUCUGCUCGCUCUGGCCACGCUUGUCCUUUUGUUCGUCGGUUACAAAGUCGCCUCCGCCAAUGGCCUGGUAGGCGGCAUCGGGGGGCGUACAUGUCCCAAGUGCCCCUGCCUACCGUCAGACGUGCCGCAGUACUUCCAGACCGACCCCAAUCUGUGGCCGGGGCCGACGGCAACAGGGAAGGCGGCGUUCAUGGCUCAGACGGUGACGUUCAACCCCACGGCAACCUACACGCCGAACGAGCCUCUGUAUACCGCCAUUUCUGUGGAGGGAAUGACCACGAAGGAUGAGAGCAUCUUCAACCUGAUGGGCUACCUGUCGCCGUACAAGCCUUCGCCCGGUUUCGGCGUGCGUGAGUACCCGCUGCCGCCGGGGGCAGACAUUGUUCAGGUUCAGAUGCUCUCCCGCCAUGGCUCCCGGUACCCGACCCUCGGCGCAGAUGUCGAAGGGCUCGGGAAGCGCCUUGCAGAUGCCAACGGGAAGUUCAAGGCGAAGGGCGCCCUGGCGUUCUUGAACGAUUGGAAGUACCAGAUGGGCGCCGAGAUUCUCGUCCCGAGAGGACGACAGGAGCUCUACGACUCGGGCGUCCUCCAUUCCUAUAUGUACUCUCAACUGUACAACCCGAACAGCAAGAUCAUCGUCCGCACGACGACGCAAGACCGCAUGCUCAAGUCGGCUGAGAACUUUAUGGCCGGUUUCUUUGGCCUUGAGUGGACCAACAACGCCACCAUCGAGGUGAUCAUUGAAGCAGAAGGGUUCAAUAACUCGUUGGCCGGCUACAUGAACUGCCCCAAUGCCAACAAGGAGAGGGCUGGCGACAAGGCGCAGAAGAUCUGGGUGGACAACUACCUUCAGAACGCUACUGCUCGUUUCCGUGAGAUGAUUGACGGCUACGAUUGGACAAUCGAGGACACUUUUGCUGCACAGAACAUGUGCCCUUAUGAGACCGUUGCCUAUGGCUUUAGCCGCUUCUGCGACCUUUUCACAUACGAGGAAUGGCUUCAUUUUAGUUACGCCAUCGAUCUAUCCUUUUCUGGCAACGCAGGCUUCCAGGCGUCAAGCGCCAGAGCGGUCGGUCUGGGCUAUCAGCAGGAGGUCAUUGCUCGCCUCAAGAAUCAUACGCUGGGCUACUCCGGCUCCAAUAUCAACGUCACGCUGGACAGCAACACUGAAACCUUUCCUUUGAAUCAAAGCCUCUACUUUGACUUCUCCCACGACACGAACAUCGUUGCCGACCUCGCAGCCUUCGGGCUGACGCAGUUUGCCGAUAACCUGCAGCCUGCCCAGUACCCAGGACCGCACAACUUUACCGUGUCACACAUCACCCCCUUUGGCGCCCGUCUCGACAUCGAGAUCAUCCGGGCGCCUAAGCCCUUGGCUGCUGACAGGUCGGGUUAUCUAUCUGACGAGAACGGAGGUGGCAAGGAGACCAAGUAUGUCCACUUUGUACUCAACCAGCGCACCAUACCGCUGGGCCUGAGCUUCAAGGAGUGCGAUGCGUCGCGCGUAGAUGGGUGGUGCGAGCUGGAGACCUUCCUCAAGGUGCAGGAGGAGAUGCCCAAGCUGGCUCAGUUUGAAAGGGCUUGUUUUGGGAACUACACCGAAUAUGAAUACGGCAUCAUUACGAACGGGGCCCCCUUGGAGAUGUAG